This is a messenger RNA of Pochonia chlamydosporia 170, 1578 nucleotides long. RefSeq names its product MYB DNA-binding domain-containing protein. Bases 1 to 1578 code for a protein of 525 amino acids. NCBI's taxonomy places the organism in Eukaryota, Fungi, Ascomycota, Sordariomycetes, Hypocreales, Clavicipitaceae. The transcript has a single exon. The record is from RefSeq and is a predicted model, not a curated record.
AUGGCCACCAUCGAACCUCGCCUCAUUCAUUUGUUAAACGAAUCUACUUCCACACCUCAGCUUCACCAUGCUGACCUUCCUCCGCUGCACGCUUUACCGCUGCCCACCUCAACGGAGCGACCUCUCCCUCCCAUUGAGCUUGAUGCUGCUCACCGGUCUGACCGGCCUAGUGGCACCUCGGCAUAUCCACUUCGCAUGUUGCUUGGAGAUCACGAAGCCGCGGAACCGCAACAUAGCCGCUCUAAACACAUCAACGAUUUGAGCGAUGCCUCCGAUGAUGCAUACAGCAAGAAGCGCGGACGAAAUAUCCACCGCAAGGAUGACUUUGUCCAGCUGCCGCAGCCCAUGAAACGGCAGAAGUCGGCGCAACAAGCUCCGGCUAUGCCACCUAUUAUCAAUGGCUUGCUUGAACCGCCUACCCAUCCUGCUCUGUUUCCGCCUAUUAUGUCAAAUUCAUACAAUGAGAAUGAUGCCGGCCAGAUCCGACUUCUCAACGAAUAUGCUGCCCAUGGAGCUGUGGAAGACCGUUCCAGACGAUCUCCAGAACUUGACAAAUCUGGCAAGAGUAGAAAGCGAGCUGCAAAGCCCCGCAGGAAGUGGUCCGAAGAAGAGACAAAGCACUUGCUCUUGGGCGUCAAUCGCCAUGGCGUUGGCAAGUGGACUAGUAUUCUGGAUGACCCAGACUUCACCUUCAACGACCGAACGGCCGGCGACUUAAAAGAUCGAUUCAGAACCUGCUGUCCUGAGGAGCUACGAGGCUCAAGCAAGUCCUCCUCGCAGGCUGGCUCCCCACGUGCAGCAUCCCAAGAUCUUGGGCGUCGAGCCAAGUCAGGCAUUCAUUCUGAAAACAUUCUCAUUGAGGACUCGCCUUCCCCCAGGGAGGCAGGCGAGUCUGACUCCACCCCCAAGCCUAGGAAGAGCCGAGCUCACCGCAAGAAGCUUGAGGAUCUGGCUGAACUGGGUAUUCACGGACCGUUCAAGAAGUCACAUAGACGUGAACGACGCCCCUUUACGGAACAGGAUGACCGAGAGAUCCUUGAAGGACUCGACAUCUAUGGCCCUGCCUGGACCAAGAUCCAGCGGGAUGCUCGUUUCAAUUUGUCCAGCAGGCAACCAACAGAUUUGAGGGACCGCGUCCGUAACAAAUACCCCGUCAUAUACCAACGCAUUGAGAAGGGUACCUUUGGCGCAAAAGAUGGCGCUCGAGGCAGCAACACUCUUGAACCGUCUGUCAAUAUGUCUAUUGACGGCUCGCUGAAACGUUCCAAGGGAUCAUCAAAAGUCCCUCGCUCCAGCCACAACAGCAACUCCAAGGAAGAUUUACCAACUUGGCCGUUGCACAUGGUGGACUCGUCGAGCUAUUCUCAGCCGCAACCGGGCUUUGACUUUGGUGAGGCCAGUGGAUCACAUUUCAUGGGUGGUGAGAUGGACAUCUCCAGACUGCUGCUCGAUGAUUCCAGGAUGAAUCAAGCACCUGCCCGACACGGUGGAGAUUACUCUCCUGGUUCUUCAUCACCUCCGGGAUACAUUACAGAACCACGCCGUGAUAGGCAGGGCAACUACUCCAUCAAGUGUUAG